This is a messenger RNA of Perca flavescens (yellow perch), 1679 nucleotides long. RefSeq names its product zinc finger and SCAN domain-containing protein 12-like. The record is from RefSeq and is a predicted model, not a curated record. The transcript is spliced from 2 exons. NCBI's taxonomy places the organism in Eukaryota, Metazoa, Chordata, Actinopteri, Perciformes, Percidae. The coding region runs from base 374 to 1516 and encodes 380 amino acids. Gene Ontology annotation, cellular component: nucleus. Gene Ontology annotation, biological process: regulation of gene expression.
UUAUUUUGAAGAAGCGGUACCGGAAACAGUUUUAUUGACCGUGGCUACUUGAGCAAUGCGGAGUCUGGAGUCCCAGUUCCUUGUUGUAGUAAACCGUUUCUCCGCGUGAGUCCUGCUCUUACCGUCACGUAGCUCAUCACAUACAACCGGAGCGAGCCACCGGAGCCCGUAUGUUUGCAUAAACUUGUUCAAAUGGACUUUGUGUACAUAUUCACGGAAAAUGUAGGCACAUCUCCGUUAGCCGAGAAUGCUAACUGGAGCUAGCGUAGCUGCAAAUAGACGGAGACAGAAUUUGGCCAUUUGGUGACAGGAGAGCAAACGGAGUUUUCUGACGGAGUUUGUUCGGAGGAAAAGUUUCUGUCGUUGUGUGAAAAUGACUAAAGUCCAAAUGCUGAGAUCGUUGGUGGAGCAGCGACUAACUGCGGCUGCUGAAGAGAUAUUUGGGCUGUUUGAAAGGACGAUAGCAGAGUACGAGGAGGAACUUUGUCGUUCAAAAGAGAAGAACGAGCGACAACAGAAACUACUGGACGCUGUUUACAACCCUCAGCUUCGGUUACACAGAGCAGAUGUCCAGCAGCUGUCGGUGGUGAAAGCAGAGGUUCCCCCUGAGCAGCAGGAGUGGAGCUCCAGUCUGGACCAGGAGGACCCAGAGCCCCCCCCACACAUUAAAGAGGAACAGGAGGAACUCUGGACCAGUCAGGAGGGAGAGCAGCUUCAAGGGCUGGAGGAGGCUGAUAUCAAGUUCCUGUUCACUUCUGUCCCUGUGAAGAGUGAAGAAGAUGAUGAAGAGAAAGCUCAGUCCUCACAGCUUCAUGAAAGCCAAACUGAGGAGAACAGAGAGGCAGAGAGAACAGGAGCUGAUGGAGAGGACUGUGGAGGACCAGAACCAGCCAGGAACUCAGAUCCAGAUAGUCCUUUACAACCAGCUACUCAUGACAAGACUUCAGACUCCUCUGAAUCUCAGACUGAUGCCAGUGCAGACUGGGAGGAGACUAGGGAACCUCAGUCAGGUUUAAACUCUCUGCAAAACAAUGAAGUAGCUGUAAGUGGUGUGGAAUGUAAUACUGGAAACACAUCAGUUAGCUCCUCUGAAUGUGCUGGAAGCUUUGGCAGAAAUAUCUUUGAAUUCAGUCACACUUUGGGUCAACGCAUAACAACCCACACAGGGGGGAAAUCAUUUAGUUGUUCGAUUUGCAGUAAAACAUUCGCAGACCCUAGAAAUCUGAGACGGCACAUGUCCGUCCACACCGGCGAGAAACCAUUUAUUUGUUCAGUUUGCGAUAAAGGAUUCGCUCAAAAGACACAUCUCAGGAAACACCUGGUUGUCCACACAGGUGAGAAAACGUUCAGUUGUUUCUUCUGUGAAAAAAGGUUUCGAGACCGUAGCUCUCUGAAGAGACACCUGAUCGUCCACACGGGGGAAAAACAAUUUAACUGUUCACUUUGUGAUAAAAGAUUUGCACUGAAGCAAACUCUGAAACGGCACUUGCUUGUCCACACGGGAGAGAAGUUAUAGUUUUGUUAUAAAAGAUUUGCAGACCCUAGUGGUCUGAAACGACACUUUACGGUCCACUUUGUAGAAAUAGUUGCUCAGCCAAUUCAUUUCUAGCAGAAUUGAAGGUCCCAUGACAUGCUGCUUUUUGGAUGCUUUUUAUACAGGCCUUAGUGGUCCCCUAAUA